Molecule: messenger RNA, 861 nt
Organism: Emys orbicularis (European pond turtle)
Lineage: Eukaryota; Metazoa; Chordata; Testudines; Emydidae
Product: aquaporin-7-like
Exons: 6
Coding region: 10-861 (283 amino acids)
Biological process (GO): glycerol transmembrane transport; water transport
Cellular component (GO): plasma membrane; basolateral plasma membrane
Molecular function (GO): water channel activity; urea transmembrane transporter activity; glycerol channel activity
Source: RefSeq, a predicted model, not a curated record
GAGAGCAAAAUGCUGGAGAAAAUUAAGAAAGCGCUCGCGAUCAAAAACAGAACCGUCCGGGAGGCGCUGGCUGAGGCCUUGGGGACGUUCCUCCUGAUGUUCUUUGGUAUAGGUGGUGUUGCUCAGGUGAUAUUAGGAAAAGGAGAAUAUGGGAAGUAUCUGAGCAUCAACUUGGCAUUUGGAAUUGGCGUGACUAUGGGAAUUCAUGCAGCCGGCGGCAUCUCUGGAGCUCAUAUGAAUGCCUCAAUAAGCUUCACACACUGCGUCUUAGGAAAUCUUCCCUGGAGAAAGCUGCCAGCUUACAUAAUUGGCCAGUUCCUGGGCUCCUUCUUGGCAGCAUCCCUAGUGUUCUGCAUGUACUAUGAUGCGCUGUGUGAAUACUCGGAUGGACGCUUCAUUGUGACGGGACCUAAUGGCACAGCUGGGAUCUUCGCCACCUACCCUGCUCCGUAUAUGACUCUGCUGGGAGGAUUUGUAAAUGAGUUCCUUGCCACAGCGGUGCUCAUGUUGUGCAUUCUUGCCAUCUAUGACAAGAAGAAUAAUGGAGCCCUAGAGGGCACUCAGCCUGUGAUCACUGGGCUCCUGGUGUUAGUGAUCGGCAUGACAAUGGGAAUAAACACUGGAUAUGCAAUAAACCCCUCCAGGGACCUGCCUCCAAGGAUCUUUACUGCAAUAGCAGGCUGGGGAAUUGAAGUCUUUAGGGCUGGAGAUUAUUGGUGGUGGGUCCCACUUGUAGCUCCAACACUGGGAAGUCUUGCUGGUGCCUUAGCCUACAAACUCCUAAUUGACUUUCACAAUCAGCCUGCACUGGAAGGCGGAGAUGAAAAAGGAAAGGACAAUUUGCAGACUAACAGUGUGUGA